This is a messenger RNA of Pichia membranifaciens NRRL Y-2026, 1884 nucleotides long. RefSeq lists its product as hypothetical. Gene Ontology annotation, cellular component: Golgi apparatus; membrane. The annotation marks the transcript as partial. The record is from RefSeq and is a predicted model, not a curated record. NCBI's taxonomy places the organism in Eukaryota, Fungi, Ascomycota, Pichiomycetes, Pichiales, Pichiaceae. The transcript has a single exon. Gene Ontology annotation, biological process: vacuolar transport; protein localization to membrane.
UUCAGCAGAGACGAGCGGAUCGACCUGCUCGUGAACUCGGCGACGUCUGCGGCGUCGGACCGCAACAUCGGGUACUACCGGUUGCCGUUUGUGUGCCCGAACUCGUCCAGCGCCAAGCCGGUGCACCUGAGCGUGGCCGAGAUCAUCAACGGCGACCGGUUCUGGCAGAGCGACUACCGGUUGGCGUUCCUCAAGGACGAGCCGUGUCUGCGGAUCUGCGACAGGGUGAUGCACCAGCGCAGCAUCGAGAAGUCGGUCGAGAUCAUCAAGGACGACUACAUAGCGCACUGGGUCGUCGACGGCAUCCCGGCGUCCACCACGUUCAUCAACGACGACGGCGUCUCCGGCCCGAAAAAGUACUACAUCCCGGGCUUCAGCCUUGGCUACGAGCAGGACGGCGACGCCUACAUCAACAACCACGUCAUGAUCGUCAUCCGCUUCCACAAGGAAAGCGACGACCCGGAAAAGUACUCCAUUGUCGGCGUCGAGGUCUACCCGAAGUCCGUCAAGGAGGCCGUCUGCCCGGGCGCCACCCGGGGCUACGAGCACUUCAAGUUGGACCCCCACCAGGAGGAGCAGUUGGUCCCCUUCACCUACUCGAUCUACUGGCGUGAAGACCCAGAUUUAGAGCACAAAGACCGUUGGAAAAUGUACAUCGACCCUUCCACAAUCGACGAAAACGGAAACAUCAUACAAGCGUCCUCCAAAAACACAGCCAUCCACUGGGUCUCCCUCAUAAACUCUUUCGUUGUGCUCUCUUUCGUAUCGAUCAUCGUGGCCUUCGUCCUAAUGACAACCUUCCGCUCAAAUCUCGCUUCAGAGUCCGCCUCUGAGUUCGGCCAAGUGGCCCAGUCCUCCUUCACCCCGCCAGUCUUCUUGAACCUAUUGUCCAUCCUUACAGGCUCGGGCAUACAGUUCAUCUUCACCUUACUAGGAUCCGGUCUACUGUCCUUCGUUUUUUUUAGAAAUACCUUUGGACAGCAAACAACCAUCUUCUCUGCCGUCAUUGCAGUCCUGAUCAUUGGCGGCUUUUUUGCAGGGUUUUCUUCGAUACAACUGUUCAAAUUGUUCAGCACUUCUUCUGGAGAAUUGAAUUUAAAGAAAACAAUCAUCAUCUCCUCCUUAUCGGGAAGUGCCUUGAUCACCUUGUCCUUGAUCGUCGUCGUCAUUGCAAACGCUUUGGUCUUCGACUCAGAUUCUCCUAGGUCUUUCAAAUUCGGCACUUUCAUGUGCUUAUUUCUCAUCUACGUCGUUCUACAAAUUCCAAUCUCAGUCAUCGGGGGUAUCAUCUCCAAAAAUUUCAACUUACUCACAAAACUCCUAGUUAAAAAGAUGCCAGAUUUUGUUUCAUCUUCCGUCCCACUGAAGAAAGCCUCAAACAAGCCUUUGCCAGCCUCUUCAUCGAGAAAUUAUCCAUUCUAUCUCAAACUUCCAUUUUCACUUUUGAUACUCGGGAUCUGCCCUUGCAGUAUCGUCUUCAUCGAAUCUCGUUUCCUCUACGUGGCGUUACUGGUCGAACGAGCCUCAACUUCUUAUUUCAUGUACGGUUUCAUAAUCUCAGCUGCGAUCUUAUUACUGGUGGUAAUGGUUGAAAUCGGUAUAAUAGCAACAUACCUCAGAUUAUUGAAUGUUGGCUCACAGGUCAACUGGCAAUGGUGGACUUUCUUAACCUGUUCUUUCUCAAUCUGGAUCUAUCUCGUCCCCUUAUCGAUCUACCAUUUGAUUUUCAAAAUGAAAUUGCUCGAUUCGGGCUCCCCAGUCUUAUACAUGGUCUAUACCACAAUCCUGAACACAGUCGUUUCAAUCGCUUGCGGCUCCUUGGCUUUGUGGAGUGCAACCAUGUUCGUCUAUGCUGUCGUUUAUUCGGCGGGUACAAAAGAGGAC